Tricharina praecox is the source of this 1427-nucleotide messenger RNA. RefSeq names its product Six-hairpin glycosidase-like protein. The transcript is spliced from 4 exons. The coding region runs from base 1 to 1323 and encodes 440 amino acids. Gene Ontology annotation, molecular function: chondroitin hydrolase activity. Gene Ontology annotation, biological process: polysaccharide catabolic process. The record is from RefSeq and is a predicted model, not a curated record. Lineage: Eukaryota; Fungi; Ascomycota; Pezizomycetes; Pezizales; Pyronemataceae.
AUGCCCACGCCGACGGCCUCGCCGCCUCUGCUCUUCGCCAGCGGCGAAACAACUCAGCCCGAGCAGACAGACUCUGAGCGGCUCGCGCGUUCGCAGCGGAUAUCCGCAACCAGCGCGCUAUUCUCCCCGAGCGCCGUAGCGAAGAUCUGGGGGGUCGCACGGGGGGCACUGGACCGGGCAUCGCCACCGACAGAAAUGCCGGAGUACACGCCACCGGGAUCGAGCUCGUACAGCUACACCGCAGCGGACUUCUGGACGUCGGGGUUUUUUCCCGGGAGCCUGUACCUGCUUUUGGAGCGGGCGAAGGUGUAUCCGGGACAUUUUCCCAUAGAGAAGUUGCAUGUCGAGAAGCUGCGCUAUGCGUGUCGCUGGUGGUCGGAAAAUCUACAUGUUCAGGCUCACAGAACAGAUACUCAUGACUUGGGAUUCAUGAUAUUGCUGCCGUUCCAGAAGGAUUAUGAGCUCACCGGGGAUAGGCGCUCGCUGGAUACGCUAGUUACCGCGGCGAAUAGCCUUGCCAGCAGGUUUGAGCCAAGGGUUGGGUUGAUACGUAGCUGGGACACGUGCUGUACCAAACGCUACGCUUUUGAGGAUCCUAAGGCGGAUUUCUUGGUCAUUAUCGACAAUAUGCUGAAUCUAAACCUCCUCUACUGGGUAUCCGCGCAGACCGGCGACCUCCGCCUAUCCAGCAUCGCAACCACACACGCCGAGAACUCACUGAAGCACCACAUCCGACAUCCGCAGUGGUCGACCGUGCACGUCGUCAACUUCGACCAGGAGACGGGGGCGGUCAAGGAGAAGCUCACGAACCAGGGCUACGCGGACGACAGCACCUGGAGCCGUGGCCAGGCUUGGGGCAUCCUCGGCUUCGCGCAGUGCUACGCCUGGACCCGCAAGCAAGCGUUUCUCGACGCCGCGAUAAAUCUCGGCGAAUACUUUGUCUCCAGACUCGACGACGGAGACGGAGUUCCGCACUGGGAUUUCGACGCUCCACGUCCCACUUACCGUGACACGUCCGCGGCGAUGAUCGCGGUGUGUGGGUUCCUAUGUAUCUACGAGGCGACGCCAGAAGUGAGGUUCCUCUCGCACGCGCUGCGGAUCCUAGACGCUACGCUCAAGAUGUCGCUCGCACCGCCGGCGAGGUUCCGUGAUGAUGGGAGCGACGCCGUGGACUUGGGCAGUGGCGGAGAUACGAUAUUAUUGAAUGCUACGAUUAAUAAUCAUGAGUUUGCCCCCAGGAGGUGGGCGGAUCAUGGACUCGUCUAUGCGGAUUAUUUCUUUCUGGAGGUCGGGAAUAGGCUCCUGGGGUUGGGGUUGGUGUAGAUGAAACGGAGGGGAGGUUGCGGGAUAUGUGUAGAGUAUGUACGUACUGUAACGGUUAUGGUAUUUGAAUUAUAUACCGGCUCUCUACCGUGUCUUUCCAUGAG